Molecule: messenger RNA, 8508 nt
Organism: Tyto alba (common barn owl)
Lineage: Eukaryota; Metazoa; Chordata; Aves; Strigiformes; Tytonidae
Gene: IGDCC4
Product: immunoglobulin superfamily DCC subclass member 4
Exons: 20
Coding region: 92-3982 (1296 amino acids)
Biological process (GO): axon guidance; cell-cell adhesion
Cellular component (GO): axon; plasma membrane
Molecular function (GO): protein binding
Source: RefSeq, a predicted model, not a curated record
GGCGCCGGCGGGCAGCGCGGGGCUGGGGCUGGGGCUGGGGCGCUCGCACAAGAUGGCGGUGGGGCGGCGGGAGAGCGCGCUCCCCUCUUAGAUGCGGCCGCGGCGGCCCCUGCACCCGGCGCCCGGCGGGGCUUACAUGGCGCUGGAGGACCUGCUUUGUUUCUGCUUCUCCGCCUUCGCCGUCCUGGCUGUGCAAGGGAGGCUGUUGGAAGGGGAUUCGCUGGAGCUGAGCUGUAGUGCUGGUCCUGCAAAGGUGAUACUGGAGCCAAAUCAAGUCGUGAUUUUGGACUGUAACCUGUCCCCUGUUGAGCAGGUGAUCAAUAUCACAUGGAAGAAGAAUGGGUUUCCAUUAGUGGAGCAGGAACAUCUCCAUGUGCUUCCAAAUGGAUCGCUCUUCAUCUCAUCCCAGGCUGUGGCAAAGGACAGUAAAUAUCCUGAGAGGGCUGGUGCUGAGGGUAAUUACUCCUGCGUGUCUCACAGCUCCCUAGGGGCUGUCACCAGUCAAACGGCUGCAGUCAGAUUUUCAACGUUAUCACGCUUUUUCCAACAGCCAGAGUCACAGACAGUGGAAGAAAAUGGCAUGGCCCGGUUUGAGUGCCGGAUCGAAGGACUGCCCUCUCCUGUCAUCACGUGGGAGAAGGAUCAUGAAGCUGUUCCAGCAGAACCCAGGUUUAUAACUCUUCCAAAUGGCGUUCUCCAAAUCGUGGAUGUGCAGGAGAGUGAUGCUGGGACGUACCACUGCGUGGCAACCAACGCUGCCCGAAAACGCUACAGCAAUGAUGCAGUCCUCAGUGUCCUGAAAGGUUCCCAGCCAGCAGGAGGAGAUGUCACCAUCGUUGCCGCGCCGGAGAACACCACGGUGGUGGCUGGGGAGAGCGUGGUGAUGGAGUGCAUGGCGGCUGCUGAUCCCACCCCCUUUGUCUCCUGGAUACGACAGGAUGGAAAGCCCGUUUCCACAGAUGUGAUUGUGCUGGGCCGGACAAAUCUCCUCAUUCCUUCCAGCCAGCCCCAUCACUCAGGGGUGUAUGUCUGCCGAGCUAACAAACCCCAGACCAGGCAGUUCGUUACAGCCGCAGCUGAGCUCCGGGUCCUUGCUACACCCAGCAUCUCUCAGGCUCCUGAAACCAUCUCUCGCACCCGAGCCAGCACGGCCCGGUUUGUCUGCAAGGCAGAGGGUGAGCCAGCCCCGACCAUUCACUGGCUGAAGAACGGCGAGGCCAUCCUCUCCAACGGGCGGGUGAAGGUGCAGAGCAGUGGGAGCCUCGUGAUCAAUCAGAUCGGGUUGGAGGAUGCUGGCUACUAUCAGUGCGUGGCUGAGAACAGCCUGGGCAUGGCUUGUGCCACUGCCAAGCUCUCGGUGAUCGUGCGGGAGGGUUUGCCCAGCGCUCCCAAGAAGGUGUCAGCCGUGUCCCUCUCCAGCACCACAGUCCUUGUGUCCUGGGAGCGGCCAGAGUACAACAGCGAGCAGAUCAUUGGCUUCUCAUUACAUUACCAGCGGGCUGUGGGAACAGAUAAUGUGGAAUACCAGUUUGCUGUCAAUAAUGAUACCACUGAGCUGCAAGUCAAGGACCUAGAACCCAAUACCAACUAUGUCUUCUACGUGGUGGCAUAUUCUCAGCUCGGAGCCAGCCGGACAUCCUCUUCCAUCAUUGUUCAGACCCUGGAGGAUGUUCCUAGUGCUGCCCCUCAGCUGUCCCUGUCAAGCAUGACUCCUGGUGACAUCCGUGUGACAUGGGUGCCUCUUCCUCCAGAGCUGAGUAACGGCAAGAUAACGAAGUAUAAGAUCGACUACUGCACCCUCAAGGAAGCAGAUCAGGUUACCUCCAUUGAAGUGGGUGGAAAUGAGACACAAAUCACUCUCUACUCGCUCCAUCCCAACAAAGUAUACAAAGUUCGCAUCGCGGCCAGCACCAGCGUGGGCUAUGGGGCCCCUUCUGAGUGGACCCAGCAUCGGACUCCUGACAGAGACAACCAGACACAUGUUCCAUUUGCCCCGACAGAAUUAAAAGUCCGAGCAAAGAUGGAGUCUCUCCUGAUAACAUGGCAGCCCCCAGCCAACCAUGCCCAGAUAUCUGGCUACAAGCUCUACUACCGAGAAGUGGGCCCGGAGGAGUCCAGCAAUGAAAGCCCUUUGGAUGGUGCUGAAGAUGAGAGCUGGGACAUAGGACCCAUAAAACUAAAGAAGAAAGUGAAGCAGUACGAGCUGACUCGACUAGCUCCUGGGAAACUCUAUGAGGUGAAGCUGGUGGCAUUCAAUAAGCACGAAGAUGGUUAUGCAGCGGUUUGGAAGGGCAAAACAGAAAAGGCACCUGCAACAGCAGUAGAUCCCCCUGUGCAGAAGGGUCCUCCGCUGCCUCCAGUCCAAGUCUAUGCCGAGUCCAACAGCUCAACUUCCAUAUGGCUCAGGUGGAAGAAACCUGACUUCACAACAGUCAAAAUUGUCAACUACACCGUGCGCUUCAGCCCCUGGGGCCUGAAAAACGCCUCUCUUGUUACAUACUACACAAGCUCGGAUGAAGACAUUCUCAUCAGUGGGUUGAAGCCCUACACCAGGUAUGAGUUUGCCGUGCAGUCCAAUGGUGUUGGCAUCGAUGGGCCCUUCGGCAGCGUGGUGGAACGGUUCACCCUUCCUGAUCGUCCCUCAACUCCUCCAUCUGAUCUGCGGCUGCACCCGCUCAACCCUUACGCUGUCCAGGUGCACUGGUGCCCCCCUGUUGAGCCCAAUGGCAUCAUUGUGGAGUACCUCAUCCUGUAUAACGCCAACAACACGCAGCCAGAUGACAUGUGGACCUUGCUGACGCGAGAAGGAAAUAUCUUCAGCACUGAAGUGCAUGGCCUGGAAAGUGAUACCAGAUACUUCUUCAAGAUGGGAGCAAAGACGGUCGUGGGAUCUGGUCCCUAUUCAAACGUUAAGGAUGUGCACACCCUCCGGGAGAAGUUGUCUGAUGUUCUGGAUAUCCACUCUGUCACAGGAAUCAUUGUGGGAGUCUGCCUGGGGCUGCUCUGCAUACUCUUCUGCAUGUGUGCCAGCUUCCGCAACAGCAAGCAGAGGGAGGCCUUGCCAGGCCUGGAUUCCCAGGCAGCUGGCAACCAUACUUAUUACCACCGGAGCCGGCAAGGGGUGGCAGCUCCCAGUGCUACCCUGGACUCACAUGAGCUGGAGUCCCUCAUGUCCCCGCUCCCGGAGGAUGCACCCGUGUCCCUGGGGGACAUCACAGAACUGACUGAAGUGCACAGCCUCAUCCACACGAGCCUCUCUGAGGACAUCGUCCAUGGGAAGAGGAAGUCUUCAUGGAAUAAAUCAGCCAACCAGCCCUGGACAAACAGCAUAGCCAGAUACGGGGACACUAUCACAAAAGAGCCUCUCUCUGCUGUGAACGGAUCACUGAAGCUCCCUUCCAGCACAGGACAGAAGCUUUUGUUACAAGCUCUGGUUUACGAUGCCGUGAUGAAUGAAGCAAAGAAAAGCCACCCACCAGCCAACCUCCACCAAGUGGAAGCAGAGGUCAUUGUCCAUUCUGAUUUUUCAGCCUCCCACAGAGACUACGACUCCCAGCUGCACACCCUGGAGAGCGAAGAGACUGAAACCGAGGACCAGGAGCCUGAAGAGCUCCCCUCUGGGGAGCUGGCUCUGCCUGGCUCUCCCAGCACCCAGCAGAACACGAGCCAAGGGCUGGUGGACUGCAGGGGCAAUUCUGAGGUUCAGGCCCAGGACGAGCUGUUCUGUACCGACAGAAAGACUACCAAAACAGAGGCCGUUCGCAUCCGUGGGCUCACCAACGGCUUCCACAAGCACGGGGAAAGUCUGGAUUCAGUGGAGAGCGGAGAUUCGGACUCCAUCCAGGAAGGCAGUGGGGAUGUGCAGCCAGUCAAGUGCCAAUCCCUUUCCCCAGCCCCGGAGGAGGUCCCCCUCUGUAGUAACUCUGGUUUAACCAGUUCAUCCUCAGCAUCUGAGAGCAUGGCAUGUGUCCACAAUCAUUAAAGAGUGAACUAAUCUGAUUUUGAUCAUGGGAGAGCUAGAAGUGCUAUGGGGGCCUGUCUCUGUGAGCUACUGUGUGCCCUCGACUCACUGAGCCCAGCAGGAGCUAAGGAGGUGCAGUAUCUUACCAGAACAGGAUUGGGACCUGUCAGCUGUACAUAUCGCCUUCAAGAAAUCAGUAGGCAGGUUGGAGAGGGCCCGUCAUCUUCCUGCUGAAGCUGAUGAGUAACUCGGUGUUCAAGGGGGCAGCACUGAGCCAUCUGCCAAAGUCUGACAUGAAACCAUGGGCUGGAACAGAGCCUUCUGCGUUAGACCAGGGUUGUCACUUCGCUGUAGUCCUUGAGGCGACUGGCAGGACGUCUUUUACUGCUGGGAGGAGGCAGGGUACACCGAGCGAUUCUUCUCAACUGUCUCUUCACCAGGGAGCACCUUGGCACUACCUGCUGCCUCGCAGCGUCGGGAUGGAUUUUGUCAGAGGAGUCCCACAAGGGAGUGGAAGCCAACAGAAACAAAUUCAGUGAGCUGUAACCACCAGCCUUUUCUGCCCUCCCGUGGUUAAAAGGAUUAUAAGGCUCUCUUUGUACGCUACCGCAGUAACUAGUACUAGCAGGCUGAUGUAGUGGCCUUUUAUUACACACUCUACGAGUGCCUCUAACAACUUGUACUAUAUAGAACCUUCUUCAGUGUCUGGGUCAUUUCAUCAACCUGGACUUUGUUUUCCAUAGGUUCUUGUACCUAAUAUUUUAGGUACACAUCUGUCCUUUUAAUGUACAACAUGUAUUUUUAUUUCCUUGGAACAUCUUUAUAUUAUUUAAUUUUAUAAAGUGGACUAGUGUGUGAUGUAGAGUAGCAUUUUUACUACUUCUCUCUUUCUGUAUUUUUUUCCUCCCUAACAACACAACUACCUCAUGUCUGUUGGAGAAAAACAAGCAGUAGACCUACUCUUUUGUUAUAGUCCAUUAUAGGUUUUAACUUAUUCUUAUACUGCCUUUUUCUAAAGAAUAUGUUUGCACUGGUUGUUGACUCUUUUUUAAUGCGUAGUGCUGCAGAUCUGAUGUCUCUCUUGCUUUGUUUCUAAGUAUCGCUGUAGGACACCUUCCCUACAGCUGGAGAGUUGGGUUGUGUUUCUUUGUAGGACUGUGUUUUGCAGGAGCUGGCCAAAGGAAACUCCUCCAUCUUUCCAUAACAAGAUUAUACUAGCGAAGAGAAAAAAGAACCAACAAUUGCAAAAGUAAUUUGUGGUCUUGGGGACAUCUGUUUCUUUUUUUGUGCCCAAGUGGAGACAUCUCGUAUGAUUUUGAUUUCCAGAGAGCAGCUCGCAGUCUUCUCUAGGCAGUGGACUUGCUGAAGGCUUUGGAUGAACAAGUGAAAUUUUCCAGUCACUUCUGAGAGUUCUCACUGAAGUGCUUUUGGUUGUUUGUUUGUUUGGGGUUUUUUUAAGAGCAGAGCACCACCAGAGCUUAAAAAUUAAAAUAAAAUCUUUGGUCUCUUACCAGUCAGUCUGGUUUGAAAAUCAUACAGUGACUCUUCCUUGCUGAUGCUGCUUGCUUACUGCUGUUGUGGCUCUCAGCCUGGCAUUCUGGUGUGGGGUGAACUUCUUUCUACCUUUUCUUUAGCCCGUCUCUGCCCUGUUCCAGGCUUGCAGAGUCUGACUGCAAACACUACGGAUUGGACCGGCUCCUCAGCAGUAACAAGGAUCGGUAGCUCUUUUCAUUGGGUGUUUGGUAAAUGUUCUGCCUUCCUGGAGGAUUCAGAGAUCCAGCCAUUUGUUUGUUUAAAAAAUGAGGAAAAAGAUGCCCAUCUCUUUCUUUUCUUACUGGAAUUCCCCCAAAGCAAUAUGGGGAGCUGUGUCCUGACCUGAGAUCCUGUAAAAAACUUGGACUUUGUUUUUUUUGUGGUGAAAUCUGGACUGCAAUACUACUGCUUGCAGCAAGGAGAACCUUGCUCUAGCAACACCCUAUCCCCGCUUCUGUUGUGAAGAGCCAUGUCACAGUGUACCCUGUGUUUGGAGCCGAGCUGGACCGGUCCUUGCUAUCUUCCAUCAAACCCUGUUAGCUCCAGCUCUCCAGGGGAGGAGUACCUCCAAGCCUCCGUGUACCCUGUUGGGAAGGAUAUUGGAGCUUCCACCUCUCCCCAUCCUACAGCAUCUCCUCCCAGUGUGACACCGUGUUCUGGUGAACAGCUGUAUUUGCAGUCCUUGCGCUUGCUCUGUUGCUCCAGCUGCUGCUUGGUAUCUUGAGGAGUCUCAGCGACGCCGUUCCAUGCUCUGAAGUGCUGUGACUCUGGAAGGCUGUGGCACAGAGCCUGGGAAUCUGCCAGUGAGCAGUCUAGGCAGGAGUUAGUGUGUGUGCCCUACCAGAGUAGGAAGGUAGAAAGGCAAGAAAUCAUAACUGGGCAGAGGAAGUGCAUAAAUAACCUCCAGAACUCACUGCCACAGGACUUUGAAACGAAUGACCCAGCAGGGUUACAGAUAAGGCAGUGAAGUGUUAUUGCGGGCAAUAAGGGCAAUUCACAGUUCUAUGGGAGCGGAUGCAAUUGCAGAGGUGUAAAUCCCCCAGCUGGGGAGUAUCGGGCACUAGGUGUGGAGGGUGGGGGGAGAUUUCUGCAGCUGGACCUCAGUUCGCAGUUAGUUUCAUGGAAGACUCCUUGCUCUUCCCCGGUGACAGAACAGACCCUGUACAAGCCACGUUGCCGCUGCUGACGUGCAGAAAGGGAGAAGGACCUUUCUCUAAAAAGCUCGCUGCAGAGGAACCCCUGGUAAUUUCUUUCACCUCCCAAACCAAGUUAUCUGCCUGCAGGCAGCGCCUCGGCUGCCGGCGGCAGCGCUGGGAGGGCUUUGGCCAGCAGCUGGGAUGACCAGGGCACCAGAGUUUUCCCCGCUCCCUGCUGUGACACUGUCCCUGGGGCAGGUCGUGGGCCAGCCCUCAGCUUUCCAUCCAGGGGCCUGUGGGGAUGGAGCCUUAGUCCGGCGGCUGAUUUAGGAGUGUGCCACAGCUUCGGGGCCACUCCCUUGUACCUGCACCUUCUGCUUUGUCCCUACUGACUUUAGCAAUCGUACAGCCGUGGGGUGAGCGUUGCUGAGCUGCCUAAGAGCUAUCCCUGCCUGUCACUGAAGCCAAUGCCAGCAGGCCCAGUGUGGCACCGCUCCCCUCCAUCACCUUGGGCCGAUCACAAGACCACCAAGUUAGUUACGUGCUCCAAGAGCUCUGGGGGAGAUCCGGCAGAGUGCAAACAAUUCUGCUUUUGCAUCACAAAAAUACUUCUGUCUCUUCACGCUGAGGCUUAUUCUGACCUUGUUACAUCCCACCGAAUUGUACCAGCGCGUGAAACGGGCAGUGUUUGGAUGGGCAAGUUCAGUGGUGGCCGGGGGCUGGUAUGGCAGACCUCAGUCCCAGAAAUUGAGGCCGUUCCCUCAGAGCCAAGAGAUCAGCACUGACCGGCAGCAGCGAAGCUCUUCUCUGUACGAACGUGUGUCCACGCGGAGCGCUGGGUGUCCUUGUCCAACUCGGCUGCACUCCAGGUUCCCCCUGUCCUGAAUACGCGUGGGACCUGCUAGUUUCAGCUAGAAAUGAAUGGAAGGAGACAGAUAAUACACAUUUUAUGUGUGAAGCUGAAACAACCAGUGCAUAUAUUUUUUUACCAUGAAAUAAGUAGCUUUCUUGCAGAUUUCUCACAGACACAAAAACUGUUGAUACCUUUACCCAUCAUACUUAAUAUAUGUUCUUACACAUAAGGCUCCUUUCUCCCUUUUCUUCCUUUCAGUAACACUAAAGAUUAUUGCUGUUCAACAUUUUGCUGGUGUAUAUUGUUUUACAUUGUUAAGAUGUCAGGUUUGUCUCACUGGCAUAAUUUUGUAGUAUUAAUGUUACUGUUUGGCUACACAACUGUAUAUUCCCCAUGCUGCUGCGAAAGUCACAGUUCUCAUCCUUUUCUUUCUUUUAAUUCCUUGUUACAUGAAACACAUGACUUGGAUAAAAAUCUUCAACUUUUUGUUGAUUUUAUUUCUUACUUAACAGACAGCAAAGUUCUGGUUUAAAUAGUUCAAAUGAGAUAAUUUAUAAUGUAGGUUUUAAGAAUUUUUUACAUUACUAGCUAACAAUCCUGAGAUCAGCCCAUGAAAUACGCUGUGUAAGGAAACCAUUUUAAUAGAGCACUUAUAUUUGGUUUUGAUCUGAUUAGAAAUAGACGUUUCGAAGAGAUCAUCGUGUCCUUUCUAAUCAAUACUUUUGUUAGAAAAGAAGUGUUUAGUCCAGCAGAAAUCUACCAUCUAGUUCUGUUAUUGUACUCCCUUGCUUGUAUUUGAAAAUUAAAUUUCAUUUAAUUUUCUGCACAGUGCGUAAGAAUGUGUAACCAGAACUUGAUCUUGUUUGAAGAUUGUGUCUGUGUUUGGUUCCAUGCUGUACUUAAUUAUAACUUACUUUCUUCAGAGACUGUUCUUACUCCACAAAUACUCUUUAGUGUUAAAGUGUAAGAAGACAUUGUCCUUAUAUUCCUUAACUAAUGGGUUAUUAAUAAAAUAUUAAAAAAAA